AUGAUGGGUAUAAAUAAACAAAAAUCCAUUAUUCCAGAUACUCCUCUAACGCUGAUUAAAGACAUUCAAAAUAAUAUGAAUAACAUUACAGUUAUGUGCAUAGUAUUGGAUGUAAAUCCUGCUGUACCACUUAAAGACAACCAUGAAGUGCGUACUGUUAAAGUAGCUGAUAGUUCAGCGAGCAUCAAUUUCUCAGUCUGGGAUGAAGCUGGUGCAAUUUUAUUUCCUGGUGAUAUAAUACGUAUUCAUAGAGCUUAUGCAAUUUACUUCAGGAACUGCCUUACACUCUAUGUUGGAAAAAAUGGUGAAAUUGAAAAAAUUGGUGAUUUUAUCAUGACAUUCAGUGAAUCCAUCAAUAUGAGUGAAGUAAACCUUAAUGCACCACCACCUCUCCCACCUCCUGGAGCCAAUGGAAAUACAAUUAGUAAUACAAGGCGAACAGGAGCAGGAAAACAAAAUGUGAAACCAAAUACGUUCAAAGGUAAUAAUGGGAAAAGUGGACCUAGAAGCCAAAUGAGACCAGAAAGAAAAUAA
Messenger RNA from Cinara cedri, 534 nucleotides. NCBI's taxonomy places the organism in Eukaryota, Metazoa, Arthropoda, Insecta, Hemiptera, Aphididae. The record is from the annotation of a GenBank genome assembly.